This is a messenger RNA of Alnus glutinosa, 1847 nucleotides long. RefSeq names its product xyloglucan-specific galacturonosyltransferase 1. The transcript has a single exon. The coding region runs from base 19 to 1755 and encodes 578 amino acids. NCBI's taxonomy places the organism in Eukaryota, Viridiplantae, Streptophyta, Magnoliopsida, Fagales, Betulaceae. The record is from RefSeq and is a predicted model, not a curated record. Gene Ontology annotation, molecular function: glycosyltransferase activity.
UGCUAGCUCCUGCCAAAGAUGGCCGUCUCUGUUUCCAAAAAGAGAUCAAAGCCAUCCAAAAAGGUAGAACCAGCAAGAGAAUGUUGCUUCUGGUAUUCUAUUUUCAUCAACUUUCUCUAUCGAAUCCCUGCUGCUAUCCUCCUCCUAAUCCUUAUCUUCCUUUGGUCUUCCUCCACCACCAUCAUAUCCGGCAAAAUCGUUCAUGUUUGCGUCUCGUCCCGGAAGCUCAACAACCUCUAUUGCCUCUCUGCAGGUACUCAUGCCAACGUUAACAUCCCAAUUCCGGUAAUCAACGAUACUGCCAUUUCUAGCGUCAACGUUGGUGUCGAAGAGAUUGUCAACUAUGUCCGGGAGGACCGGGAUAACCCGAAUCCUAUUACUGAGCAAAACAGAGUUGAUAAAGACGGUAAGGAGGAGGCUGCAGAUGCUGUGAAGGUUCUGGACAUUACUCAUCAGUAUGAUCGUAAUCCUGUUGUUAUACAAGAAGUAGACCAAGCCGGAGAUGAGGGGACUGCAUAUGCUUGGAAGGCCGUCGAGGAGCAGUUGCACCUGCAUCGAUCAUGGAGGUCGGAUAAGAAUCACCCGGUGUGUGAUGGCCGGGGAAUAUAUGUUUAUGAUCUGCCGUCGAAGUUCAAUAAGGACUUGGUGGGUCAGUGCCAUGAUAUGGUGCCAUGGCUGGAUUUCUGCAAGUAUUUCGAUAAUGAGGCAUUGGGGCAGCCAAUACCAAAGCUUGGGGACGGAUGGUAUCAUACUCAUCAGUACUCUCUGGAGCCAAUAUUUCAUUCGAGGGUCUUGAAGCAUCCAUGCAGGGUUUAUAAUGAGAAUGAAGCCAAGCUCUUUUAUGUCCCUUUUUAUGGUGGUCUAGAUAUACUAAGAUGGCAUUUCAAGAAUGUUUCCAAUGAUGUCAAGGAUACCUUGUCAUCAGAACUCAUCAAGUGGCUGGAAAACCAGGGGCCGUGGGCUCGGAAUUCAGGUAAGGAUCAUGUCUUUGUGUUGGGGAAGAUUUCAUGGGAUUUUAGGAGAAAUGAUGGUUCUCCAUGGGGGACUAGAUUUUUAGAGCUUGAUCAAAUGCAGAACCCUGUGAAGCUCUUGAUCGAACGCCAGCCAUGGCAGGUAAACGACAUUGGAAUUCCACACCCGACCUUCUUCCACCCUCAUUCAGAUGAUGACAUUAUGGCAUGGCAGCAGAAAAUAAUCAGCUCAAACAGGAGAAACCUCGUGAGCUUUGCCGGGGCGCCACGGCCUGAUCAACCGGACAACAUGAGAUCGAUAUUAAUCGGCCAGUGCAAGUCCGCGGACAAUGGAGUAUGCCGUUUCUUGAAUUGCAGUUCAGGAGCGUGUAAUGAUCAGCCUGAGUCAGUCAUCGAGCUCUUCAUGGAGUCUGAGUUCUGCUUGCAGCCUCCAGGGGAUAGCCCCACAAGAAAAUCAGUGUUUGAUUCUUUAGUUUCUGGUUGCAUUCCGGUAUUUUUCUGUCCUUUCACAGCUUAUUACCAGUAUCCAUGGCAUUUGUCUGCAGAUCAUGGUAAAUAUUCUGUGUUCAUAGACCAAGUAGAGGUGAGGCAAAGGAAGGUAAAUGCAGUAGAGAGGCUGAUGAAGAUUUCUCAGAGGGAGAGGGAGGAUAUGAGGAGCUUUAUAGUAUAUGAAUUACUACCUGGUUUAUUAUAUGGGGAUUCAAAUUCACAUCUUGAGAAGUUUCAAGAUGCAUUUUCCAUAGCUAUGAAUAGUCUGCUUGAGAGGGUAAACAGAAAGGAAUGAAUUGUACCAAAGGGGUUGCUAUUGUUCUUUAUUUGUUUAUUGAUUUCUUCCCAUUAUACAUGCAAAGCAUAGUCAGGGGAUAGUUUCAUAUU